AUGUCCAAUAUCAAACUUUUCGGGGGCAGCUCCCAUCAGGACUUAGCCCAGAAAAUUGUCGAUCACCUGGGCCUGGAGCUAGGCAAGGUGAUGACCAAGAAAUUCAGCAACCAGGAGACCUGCGUGGAAAUUGGCAAGAGUGUGAGAAGAGAGGAUGUCUACAUAGGUUGUGGCAAAAUCAAUGACAGUCUAAUGGAGCAUUUGAUCAUGAUUAAUGCCUGCAAGAUUGCUUCAGCCACCCGGGUUACGGUUCAUCCCAUGCUUCCCUUAUGUCAGCAGGAUAAGAAGGAUAAGAGCCGGGCCCCAGUAUCUGCCAAGCUUGUUGCAAAUAUGCUGUCUAUAGCAGGUGCAGAUCAUAUCAUCACUAUGGACUUACAUGCUUCUCAAAUUCAGGGUUUUUUUGAUAUCUCCGUAGACAAUCUGUAUGCGGAGCCCGCUGUCCUGAAAUGGAUCCAGGAGAAUAUCCGGGAGUGGAGGAACUGCACUGUUGUCUCACCAGACGCUGGUGGAGCUAAGAGAGUGACCUCCAUUGCCGGCAGGUUGGAUGUGGACUUUGCCUUGACUCACGAAGAACAGAAGGCCAAUGAAGUGGACCGUAUGGUGCUAGUGGGGGAUGUGAAGGAUCAUGUGGCCAUCCUUGUGGAUGACAUGGCUGAUACUUGUGGUACAAUCUGUCAGGCACCUGACAAACUUCUCUCAGCUGGAGCCACCAGAGUUUACGCGAUGACUCAUGGAGUCUUUUCUAGCCCGGCCAUUACUCGCAUCAAUAGUGCAUGCUUUGGAGCAGUGGUCGUCAUCAAUACCAUACCUCAGGAGGAUACAAUGAAACAUUGCUCCAAGAUACAGGUGGUCCACUUUUCCACAAUCCUUGCGGAAGCCAUCAAAAGAACUCACAACGGGAAAUCUAUUUCCUACCUAUUCGGCCAUGUCCCUUUAUAAAAGAAUAACUUUAGAUUAUUCUAUUUUAC
Messenger RNA from Suricata suricatta (meerkat), 968 nucleotides. It is a transcript of the gene PRPS1L1, whose product is annotated as phosphoribosyl pyrophosphate synthetase 1 like 1. Gene Ontology annotation, molecular function: magnesium ion binding; ATP binding; ribose phosphate diphosphokinase activity. NCBI's taxonomy places the organism in Eukaryota, Metazoa, Chordata, Mammalia, Carnivora, Herpestidae. The record is from RefSeq and is a predicted model, not a curated record. Gene Ontology annotation, cellular component: ribose phosphate diphosphokinase complex; cytoplasm. Gene Ontology annotation, biological process: purine nucleotide biosynthetic process; 5-phosphoribose 1-diphosphate biosynthetic process.